AUGCCCGCAAUCGCAGAGCUACUGGCCAAACGUGCCGGUCUGGCAUUGGACUUUGUCCUGGACUCAGCUUCGCUCGUGGAAAGUAACAUCCUCGAAGGAGAAGCAACGUUAGACAAGCGGGUCUUGAUACCAUGUUGCAACAGUACCAGCCCACCAGGUUUAGUCGAAGCAGUGACACGAGAUCCAUGGCAGAAGUCGGGCAAAUACGCACUCGGGUGGGUGUACUUUGCAAUAAUAUUACUGGUGUUCACGAUAGCUCUGCAAUGGUACCACUACUGGAACGACAAGAUUCGAGUGGCUUCACACAAGGAGAUGGUCGAGGAGUACGCGAAGACUGCAUCGCCGGCGACAGAUUAUGAACAUUCGGCGCUGAGCACCGAUCGAUCGACGAAGAAAUUCUUUUUCCCAAAGGAAGGUCCAAUUCCAGAGCCACGACCAGAGGACGAUGGCCCAAGAUCAAGCUGGUUGGUCAGGAACAUAUUUGCGCUCUCUCGAUACGUAUUCUAUCGGCCCAUUCCAAACUUCAGAGCACACAAGAAACUGCGACCGAUUGUGUUCCCGACCAUAGGAGUCUGCGUGCUCGUCUUCGCGGCGCUGGCCUUCGUGUUGCUUUACAGCUUUGUACCUCAGCCACUGUACUGGUCCUCGAUUCAAUUCGGCUCGCCGCCCUUGACAGUUCGGUCUGGCAUGAUCGCGGUGGCAAUGUUGCCAUGGAUUGUUGCAUUGAGUAUGAAGGCCAACUUCAUGUCGUUGCUUACCGGGAUUGGUCACGAGCGACUGAAUGUCCUACACCGAUGGCUGGCCUACAUCUUCAUGAUCUUGAGCAUUAUUCACACGGUGCCAUUCUAUGUGACGCCUGUGUGGGACGAAGGAGGACUUGCGGUGUUUCACAGACUUCUGAAGCAGCAGCAGUCUGGGGUUUACAUCUAUGGAACAGGCAUCGCCGCGUUGGUACCUACACUUUUCCUGUGCGUACACUCCUUCGGACCCAUUCGACGGCGGUUUUACGAGGCCUUUGUCGUCGUGCAUGUUCCCGUGGCCAUCGUACUCCUUGCCAUGAUGUUUUGGCAUUGCCACAACUACCUCACUUCCUGGAGCUAUCUGUUCGCCACAAUGGCCAUCUGGCUGGCAUCCUACGCGUUCCGUCUCUUCUACUUGAACUGGGCAAAUCCUUGGAGGAUGUCUUUCUGCAUUGGAGAAGAAGCCGCCGUGACAGUACUCCAUGAGAAUGCCGUCAAAGUCACAAUACCGACACAAGUUCGAUGGAAGCCUGGCCAGUACGUCUAUCUGCGAAUGCCUGGGAUCUCGCUAUUCGAGAACCAUCCCUUCACCAUCGCUUCCCUGUGCAGCGACGACUAUCCUUCCGAAUACGGCGAGAACUACCGCGACAUGGUGGUAGUCUUUAGACCGUUUGGCGGUUUCACUAAGAGAGUGCUCAACAGUGCUCUCGACCAUGGACCAUGGUGGACGUAUCGUGCCUUUAUCGAUGGCCCAUAUGGCGGCAUGCGUCGAACACUCCAUUCCUUCGACCACGUUGUGCUAAUCGCCGGAGGCACAGGCAUCACAGCUGUGGCAUCGCAACUGCUCGACCUCAUCAAACGCAUGCGAGACGGCAAAGCCGUGACCAAGAAUGUCCACUUGAUCUGGGCCAUGAAACGACCAGAAACAAUGGAAUGGUUCAAAGAAGAGCUCCGCAUCUGCCGUGAGUUUGCUCCGCCAGACACCGUCAGCUGCCAGUUCUUCAUCACCGCCGCCAAACGCCAGAUGCAGACUGGCAAGAUUGUCAGCGCGCAGACCCCGAACCGGCCUGUCAGCAUGGUCUUCCACGACAAAGUCAACGACGUCUUCCAAAACAUCGCCAGCAACCGCUUCUCGAUGAGCUCGCACCGCAACUCAGCCCACAUUCGCGAAGAAGCAGAAGGCGACCCGGAGCGCGAAAAACAACUCCGCGAAGAAAACGAAGACCGCAUCCGUCCCCUCCCAGAAGCCCACCUCAAACCCGUCCGCCAACCCUCCCGAACCCACCUCGCUCCACCCCAACAACAACAACCACUAGAAGACUACACCAACACCACCGAACAAACCCCUCACCUCCCGCCACACCCAACGCUCCACGAAAAACGCCGCUCAAAAGCCAUCAACCUCGACAUCUCCUCCGCCCAAAACCUGCCCCCAGCAGCCGCGCAACUCCAACACCACAACCCCACCUCCCCCACCACCUUCGACAACAUCGGCUUCCCCUCCACACCGACCGAAUUCCAGAAGAACCUCAUGCGCUUCGCCUUCAUGCCCGCCGCGACGCGGGUGAAGCGCAGCGGCUGGAACGUCGAGUGGGGACGGCCGGAAGUGCCGUAUAUGCUGAGGGAGUUGAGCGAGGAGUGGAAGGGACGGGGGAAGCGGGCUUGUGUGUUUGUUUGUGGGCCGCCGGGGAUGCGGGUUGAUGUGUCCAGGACGGUGGCGGAGUUGCAGGGGAGUUUGGUGAUGGGUGAGGGAGGGUGUGAGGAGGUUUAUUUGCAUACGGAGAAUUAUGCGCUUUGA
Zasmidium cellare ATCC 36951 is the source of this 2538-nucleotide messenger RNA. RefSeq lists its product as uncharacterized. The transcript has 2 exons. The record is from RefSeq and is a predicted model, not a curated record. Bases 1 to 2538 code for a protein of 845 amino acids. Gene Ontology annotation, cellular component: plasma membrane. Gene Ontology annotation, molecular function: ferric-chelate reductase activity. Gene Ontology annotation, biological process: intracellular iron ion homeostasis; copper ion import; iron ion transport. Lineage: Eukaryota; Fungi; Ascomycota; Dothideomycetes; Mycosphaerellales; Mycosphaerellaceae.